Punctularia strigosozonata HHB-11173 SS5 is the source of this 1467-nucleotide messenger RNA. RefSeq lists its product as uncharacterized. Lineage: Eukaryota; Fungi; Basidiomycota; Agaricomycetes; Corticiales; Punctulariaceae. Gene Ontology annotation, cellular component: cytoplasm; nuclear proteasome complex; proteasome regulatory particle, lid subcomplex. The record is from RefSeq and is a predicted model, not a curated record. Bases 1 to 1467 code for a protein of 488 amino acids. The transcript is spliced from 8 exons.
AUGUCGGAGAAGAAACAAGAGAGGGACUUUACUCCAGAGGUUGAUACGUUGCUCCCGGAAGCGACAUCUUUGGCGGAGUCAGGGAAACUCCAAGAAUCUUUGGAUAAGCUCUUUGCACUAGAGAAGCAAACUCGUAACGCCUCGGAUUUGAAGUCAACGACUAGACUGGUCAAGACCGUCUCGGAGCUAUGUUACAACGCCCGCGAUUAUACACUCCUCAACUCGAGCAUAGCAACGCUUAGUAAGAAGCACGGUCAACUGAAGGGUGCCGUGCAAGCCCUGGUCGAGCAAGCCAUGGGCUGGCUGCCGGAGAUCCGGCAACGUGACGGUGACGAGAAGUGGCUGGAGCUGAUCGAGACUCUUCGAGCAGUGACUGAGGGCAAGAUCUUUCUCGAGACUCCUCGCGCGCGCGUUACCCUUCUCCUCGCGCAUCAUCAUGAAUCUCUCGCGGAACCAUCGAAGGCGGCAACGGCCAAGGCGACCCCGAAAGAGUCACUUGUCGCUGCGUCUGAGCUUCUCAGCGAGCUGCAAGUGGAGACUUAUUCGUCCAUGGAGCGACGAGAAAAGACCGAGUUUAUCCUGGAGCAAAUGCGUCUAUUGAUCGCAGUUGCGAGGGUGAAAGACGCGGAGAAGGAGAAGGAGGAGAAGGGCUCGAGCAGCGGAGGAGAGGCAGAAUGGAUCAAAGCUCGGGUCGGCGGGCGCAAGAUCAACGAAGAAUUUCUCAAGGAGAAGGAGAACGAGGUUCGUUCCGAUCAUCUAAUUUGCACUUUGCAAGAUUUGAAGUUGAAGUACUACGAUCUUAUGAUCCAGCAUGCUCUGCACCACAGCUCGUACCUUGACGCGGCCAAGUACUACCACAAAGUGUGGGAGACUCCGUCCGUCAAAGAAGACGAGAAUGACAAGGGCAAAUCUGCGCUGGAACAUAUUGUUUACUACGUGGUUUUGGCGCCUCACGACAACGAACAGUCCGACAUGCUGCAUCGACUAUUUGCUGACCCGGCACUCUCCAAGCCGAAGUUGGAGUUGCAGUACAACCUCGUCAAAUGCUUCACUACGCAGGAGCUCAUGAGGUGGCCUGGUAUUGAAUCCCUGUACGGACCCUUCCUCAGGAAGACGCAUGUAUUCGAAACGGAAAAGCACUGGGAGGCACUGCAUGAUCGUGUCAUCGAGCAUAAUAUCCGAGUCGUUGCAAGAUACUACACUCGCAUCACGCUCGAGCGGCUGACAUCUCUGCUGGACUUGUCAAGGCAGCAAACCGAGGAAACGCUUUCCCGUUUGGUCGUAUCUGGCUCUGUCUGGGCACGGAUAGAUCGGCCGGCGGGCAUCGUCAGUUUUAGAGCCAAGCGCAGCCCAGAAGACAUCAUGAACGAUUGGAGUUCCGACAUGCAAAAGUUGCUAGGGACCGUCGAGAAGACAUGGAUGCAGAUGAAUGCCGCGCAGGCCGCACAAUCAAAGAUCAAGGUGUAG